CAAAUGUGGGUUAUCAUCAGGAAGGCACACACAACGCCACGGUACACACAGUUCAACGGUGUCCAUGUUCCAGGUACAAGCUCAUGGCGGCCAUUACUUCUUCCCGAUUCCUGCUCGUGAUGGCGAUAGUCAUGUGUACAGUUCAGAGUUCACAUUUGUAUCCGACUCCAUCGAAACCGACCAACGUGCUCAAGUGUCCCGCUGUUUGCGAGCAUGUACAACACGAGAGUGGGAAAAACAAUUUGACAUCUUCAAAUUCUACACUGAGCAUGCUUUAUGCACGUGUAUCACAGGAAGGCCCUGACUUUGAAUUUCAAUUUUUUGACAUUGCGUUGUCUUUGGUCAGUCCAAAAGCUCGUGCGCGUCUGCGCAAUUUGAAGGACGUUGUCAACGGUGAAGACAUCGUCUGGGGAGAUGUGCUUGAGGAAAACAAACGAAAGUUUAUCGGCCCGCCUUGCAUGCACGCUCUUUUCGAGGUCACCAAUCUCCUGAAGGUAUACGUCAACCAAUCACAUGAAAUGAACCUCACUACAGAUUUAUAUACAUUGUGGUGGCUUGCGCACGCGGUGUACACAGAAAAAUAUAGUCAGAUGGAGGAGGCGCGUAAUGGUAGGAUUCAAGUGACGGUGUUUGCCUGGGGACAGACAAGAGAAGUCAUUGGGGGCAUGUUGAACAGUCACUGCAACGUCGUUUGUAAACGUCAGUACGUCGUCGACCAAUUCAGUGUUCCGUACGGUUCCAUAUAGGAGGAUCGACAGCCAAUGAGUAGUAAAGUCAGGGAUGAUUACUGGGUUUUAUGGACCGACUGUCAUCAAGGACCCACACGUCAAACAUGCACUAUGUAUAUAUUGCAUAGCAAUAGCUUUGUAGAAAGGGCCGAAUUACAUCAUUUUCUAUAAACAGUCAAA
Messenger RNA from Haliotis rufescens (red abalone), 908 nucleotides. RefSeq lists its product as uncharacterized. The record is from RefSeq and is a predicted model, not a curated record. NCBI's taxonomy places the organism in Eukaryota, Metazoa, Mollusca, Gastropoda, Lepetellida, Haliotidae. Bases 84 to 746 code for a protein of 220 amino acids. The transcript has 2 exons.